UUACCGGUAGUGGCGCUGAUCUACAACGCAGUGCAUCUCGGGAGGCCUGCUGGAUGUGCGCCGCGCAUUAUGGGGCGAUUUGCGGGUCCUGAGCGUGCGUUACCGGUAGCGGCGCUGAACUACAGCGCAGUGCAUCUCGGGAGGCCUGCUGGAUGCUUUGUGGGAAGCCACAGGACUCGCCCACCAUGCCCGGCUACGAGCUGCCCGUGGGCACAUGCCCGGACAUGUGCCCGGCGGCCGAGCGCGCCCGACGGGAAGAGGAGGGCCGCCUGCAUCGCUUCGAGGUGGCGCCGGGGUGCUUCGGCAAACGGCCCCGCGCUGACCCGCAGCGCGCGGUGAAGGAGUACAGCCGCCCAGCCGCCGGCAAGGCCCGGCCCCAGCCGAGUCUGCUGCGUCCGCCGUCCGUGCUGCUGGCCACCGUGCGCUAUUUGGCCAGUGAGGUGGCGGAUCGCACCGAUGCAUCCCGCGCGGAGGUGGCCGGCUUCGUGGCGGACCGGCUGCGCGCCGUGCGUCUGGACCUGGCCCUGCAGAGUGCGGGCGACGCCGAGUCGGUGGUGGUGCUGGAGGCGGCGCUGGCUGUGCUGCUGGCCGUGGUGGCGCGGUUCCGGCCCAAUGCAGCGUACGGGCCAGUGGACCCGGUGCUGCUGCAGGCUCAGGUGCAGGAGGGCUUCGGUUCGCUGCGGCGCUGCUACGCGCGGAGCGCCGGGCCACACCCCCGCCAGCCCUUUUUCCAGGGUCUCUUUCUGCUCUAUAACCUGGGCUCAGUAGAGGCCCUUCAUGAGGUUCUGCAGCUGCCAGCUACCCUGCGUUCCUGCCCAGCCCUACGCACAGCCCUGGCUGUGGAUGCAGCCUUCCGCGAAGGCAAUGCCGCCCGCCUAUUCCGCCUGCUCCGGACCCUGCCAUACCUGCAGAGUUGCGCAGUGCAGUGCCAUGUGGGCCAUGCCCGCCGCAGAGCCCUGGCCCACCUUGCUCGUGCCCUGAGCACCCCCAAGGGCCAAACCUUACCCCUGGGAUUCAUGGUCCACCUGCUGGCCCUGGAUGGGCUUGAGGAGGCACGGGACCUGUGCCAGGCCCAUGGACUGCCCUUGGAUGGACAGGAUAGAGUUGUGUUCCUGAGGGGUCACUACAUUGAGGAAGGGCUGCCACCUGCUGGGACCUGCAAAGUGUUGGUGGGGAGUAAGCUUGGAGGACGCACCCUGGAGGAAGUAGUCAUGGCAGAGGAGGAAGAUGAGGGUGAGGACAGAUCCAAGUCCCAGGCAUGAGGAGGGGCUGUGCAGUCUCCCAGAGCCCGGGGCUGGGUCUGAGCACUCAGGUUUCUUUUUUUCAUGAUUCCCACACAAUAAAAGGAACUUGUUUUGUAGGGA
Molecule: messenger RNA, 1364 nt
Organism: Miniopterus natalensis
Lineage: Eukaryota; Metazoa; Chordata; Mammalia; Chiroptera; Miniopteridae
Gene: SAC3D1
Product: SAC3 domain containing 1
Biological process (GO): spindle assembly; centrosome duplication
Cellular component (GO): centrosome; nucleus; spindle
Source: RefSeq, a predicted model, not a curated record